This is a messenger RNA of Lactuca sativa (garden lettuce), 4209 nucleotides long. The record is from RefSeq and is a predicted model, not a curated record. NCBI's taxonomy places the organism in Eukaryota, Viridiplantae, Streptophyta, Magnoliopsida, Asterales, Asteraceae.
AUCCACUCAUUACACCUUCAUCCUAUCUUUCAUAGUUUCAUACAUUUCAAGUGCUCCCGGCCUACGUCUUCACCAUAGCAAUGGCUGGAAUCAUUUCUGCCCUGUACUCUUUGUUCUGUGACAAGCUGGCCUCCGAAGCCUUCAGGCAGUUUGCUCGUUUCAAGAAAAUCGAUGACGCUGACGUGGAAAAAUUAAAGAUGUCAUUAAUCAAGAUCAAAGAUCUGCUUAAUGAUGCUUCUCAGAAGGAAAUACGUCAGGAAGCUGUUAAAGAAUGGCUGAAUAGUCUCCAACAUUUGGCUUACGACAUAGACGAUCUACUUGACGAAUUGUCAACGGAAGCUAUGCAUCGUGAGUUCACAGAGGAAUCCGGAAGCUCAAGCAAGGUAAGAAAGCUGUUACCAAGUGCUAGGAUGCAUGACAAGUUUGAAAAUAUCACCAUCAAGUUACAAGAACUGUUUGAGGAAAAAUAUAAGCUUGGCUUAAGUGUGAUAGGUGAAAGCCCAAAACAUAGAAAUAGAAGGUUAGAGACCUCUUUGGUAGAUCCAUCUAGUAUUGUUGGGCGCACAGAUGAUAAGGAAGCGUUGCUUCUCAAGCUAUAUGAACCAUGUGAUAGAAACGUUAGCAUCGUGCCAAUAGUUGGUAUGGGUGGGGUAGGUAAGACCACUCUCGCUAGACUUUUGUAUGAUGAGAUGCAAGGGAAGGAUCGUUUUGAACUCAUGGCGUGGGUCUGUGUUUCUGAUGAGUUUGAUAUUUUCAAUAUAAGCAAUAUUAUUUUUCAAUCAAUAGGUGGGGGAAACCAAGUAUUUAAGGAUUUAAAUCUGCUGCAAGUAGCUUUAAGAGAGAAGAUCUCAAAUAAGCGAUUUCUGCUUGUUUUAGAUGAUGUGUGGAGUGAAAGCUAUACGGAUUGGGAAAUCCUAGCAGGGCCAUUUCUUGCAGGGGCACCCGGAAGUAAAGUUAUCAUGACAACCAGGAAGAUGUCGUUGUUAACCCAACUUGGUAACAAUGAACCUUAUCAUUUGCCUAUUCUAUCUGAAGAAAGUGCUUUAUCCUUAUUUUGUCAGCAUGCAUUGGGAGAAAAAAACUUUGAUUCACAUCCGCUACUUAAACCACAUGGUGAAGGUAUUGUUAGAAAAUGUAAUGGGUUGCCGUUGGCUUUGAAAGCACUUGGAAGGUUAUUUAGGACAAAAAUAGAUGAGGAAGACUGGAAAGAAGUGCUGAAUAGUGAGAUAUGGAGUCUAGAAAAGGGAGAUGGGAUUGUUCCAGCUCUCAAAUUAAGCUACCAUGAUCUCUCUCCAUGUUUGAAGCAGUUGUUUGCAUACUGCUCCUUGUUCCCCAAGGACUUUGAGUUUGACAAGGAGAAGUUGAUUCUGUUGUGGAUGGCAGAAGGUUUUUUGCAAUCAACGACAAACAAGACAAUGGAACGCUUGGGUCUCGAGUAUUUUAAUGCGUUGUGGUCAAGGUCAUUUUUUCAACCUGCACCAAAUGACAGAUCGUUGUUUGUGAUGCAUGAUCUCAUGAGUGACUUGGCCACAUCUGUUGCUGGAGAGUUGUUUUCAAGGGUAGACAUUGGGACGGAGAAAGAACAUAGGAAUGAAUCAUUCGAAAAGUACCAUCAUCUGUCAUUUGUUUGUGAGGAAUACAUGGUUUCUGGAAGGUUCGAGCCACUAAAAGGAGCUAAAAGUUUGAGAACGUUAUUAGCGGUAUCUGUUGGGGUGAUAAAAAAUUGGCAAAGAUUCUACUUAUCGAAUAAGGUCCUGAAGAACUUACUUCAGGAGUUUCCAUUGUUAAGGGUCCUAAGUUUGAGUCAUCUUGGCAUAAGCGAGGUACCCGAAUUCAUUGGCAGUCUAAAGCACUUGCGGUAUCUGAAUUUAUCUCUAACUGAUAUCAACCUUUUACCAGAAAAUGUCUGCAAUCUUUAUAAUCUCCAGACAUUGAUCCUUUUUGGCUGUGAAAGUUUAACUAAGUUGCCCAACAGCUUCUUAAGGCUUAAAAACUUGAGGCAUUUGGACAUUAGGAAUACUCCUGGUUUGAAGAAGAUGCCCUUAGGGAUUGGUGAGUUGAAAGGCCUACAAACUCUCUCCAAGAUCAUAAUUACAGGUGAAAACGGAUUUGCAAUAACCGAGCUUAAAAACUUGCAAAAUCUCCAUGGGAAAAUUUCCAUUUGGGGGUUGGGCAAUGUACAAAAUGAAACGGAGGCACGCGGCUCACACUUAUCACAAAAGAGGCUUACCGAGUUAGAGUUGGAUUGGGGUUAUGGGUUAUUGCAAACGAGGCUUAGUAUGUUGGAGUUUGCUGUGAGUUUUGGGGAUUCUGAAUUGAACGUUUUUCGAAAGGAGACACUUGAUAAGGAGGUCCUUACUGAGCUGAAGCCUCAAGCUGAUAGUUUGAAGAAGCUUGAAAUUGUGUCAUAUGCGGGUAUAGAGUUUCCUAAUUGGGUUGGGGAUCCUUUGUUUCUUGGGUUGACUCACGUGUCGAUAUAUGGGUGUGAAGAAUGUACAUCUCUACCAGAACUUGGGCAACUACCAUCACUUAAGGAGUUGUAUAUUGGGAAGAUGAGUAAGGUGAAAGUUGUAGGUUGGGAGUUGCUUGGAACAGGUGUUGCAUUCCCAUCCCUUGAAAUUCUAACUUUUGAUAGUAUGCUAUCAUGGGGGGUAUGGUCAGCCGAUAACAAUGGGGUUGUAGAUGCAGCAGUGUUUCCAUGCCUUAAAGAGCUUAUUAUUCUAUUUUGUCCUAAUCUGGUUGAAGUCUCACUUGAAAAACUACCUUUACUCAGAGUUAUGACAGUAAAAGGAUGUGGUCAUGGUGUGUUGACAAGCCUGGUUCAUGUCGCUUCAUCAGUCACUGAGUUGAUAUUAUAUGAUAUUUCAGGUCUUACUCAUGAGGUGUGGGGAGGUGUUAUGAAGUAUCUUAGGGAAGUUGAAGAAGUAAGAAUAGAAUGCUGUAGUGAAAUAAGAUACUUGUGGGAAUCUGAAGCAGAGGCAGGUAAGCUUCUUGCGAAUUUAAGGAGGUUGAAGGUACUUUAUUGUUCAAAUUUGGUGAGUUUAGGAGAGAAAGAGGAGGAUAAUUGUGGGAGCAACCUAACAUCUCUUAGGUGGUUGUGGGUAUCUCUUUGUGCCAGCUUACAGCAUUGCAGCUGUCCAGAUAGCCUUGAGUCAUUGACUAUUUUGACCUGUGAUUCAAUUACAUCUGUGUCUUUCCCAACAGGAGGAGGGCAGAAGCUCAAGUCAGUUUUCAUCCGGGACUGCAAGAAACUUAAAUCGAUGAAUGAAUUGAAGUUCUUCAUCAAAAACACAAGAACAGACAUGCACCAAGAAUUUGAAUAUAUAUAUAUAUAUAUAUAUAUAUAUAUAUAUAUAUAUAUAUAUAUAUAUAUAUAUAUAUAUAUAUAUAUAUAUAUAUAUAUAUAAGAGUAUAAGAAAAAACCUUAUAAUCUUUGACUCGGCAAGUGGGGCUAAGCAUCACACAUGAAAGAGCACAUCCUCUAGCAACACAUUCACUUCCAUUUAGUGUUCUCAUUGGUUCUUUAUCAAAAACUGAAGUUAACUUUCUCAUAAUAGCAGGUAUGCGGGAUCCAGAACCAACAACCUCAAUACUAUGUAUCUUAUCUGCACUUAGACCAGAGUCCUUUAUGGCCUUUUGACAAACAUCAGAAACCCUUUGUAGCAAUUUCCAAGUCUGGAGUCAUUUCCAUUUCCUGACCAUGAGUUGCCGAAUCUUGCCUCGUUAACACAUUUGGAAAUAAAAAACUGUACAAGUCUGGAUGCUUCCUUUGCUGGUGGGCUUUGGCCUCCAAAACUGUGUUACCUUACCAUAGGAGGGUUGAAGAAGCCCAUGUCUAAGUGGGACCCACAGAGUUUUCCAACCUCACUUGUUGACCUAAGUCUAUAUGGCGGACCAUAUGAAGAAGUGACUGAUUUUAGUCGGUUGUCCGGUCUUUUUCCUUCAUCUCUUACUUCUCUUUGGAUAGAAAGAUUUGAGAAACUGGAAUCAGUUUCAACGGGACUCCAACACCUCGCCUCCCUCCAACAUCUCAGGAUUGUCAAGUGCCCAAAGAUGAUGGAUCUACCAGAAAAGUUGCUGCCUUCGCUUUUGAGUUUGGGAAUUAUUGAAUCCCCAAAUCUGAAAACAAAGAGUAAUAUAGGAGGCUCGUAUUGGCCAGUCGUCUCUCUAAUCCCCUGCCUCUGGGAUUGACUUUAUUUUAAUUUGAAG